Messenger RNA from Scutellospora calospora, 924 nucleotides. The record is from the annotation of a GenBank genome assembly. Lineage: Eukaryota; Fungi; Glomeromycota; Glomeromycetes; Diversisporales; Gigasporaceae.
AUGGAAAUAACAGAUAUAAUAAACUUCGCAGUAGGUGUUCUAGUAUCGAUAGGUGCCUCGAUUAUGGAUGCAGCAGGUAUAAAUCUACUUAAAUUGGAUCACGUCAAGAAUUCUAGUAAGCCAAUACAAGACCAACGUAAUGAUUGCGGUAGACCUUUAUGGCACGCUGGUUUAUACUGUUAUAUUCUUUCACAAGUUUUUGGGAGUACGAUCGCAUUAAAUUUUCUUCAACCGCAAUGGGUGGCUCCUCUUGGAUCAGUGUCCUUGAUUUUUAAUUUUAUAUUUGCCAGAGUUUUAGUUGGAACUAAAAUUACAAAACAAGAUCUUUGGGGUACUUUAGUAAUUGUAAUUAGUGUGAUAUGGGUUGUGGGUUUUGGAGGUAUUAACCAGCAAAAUAACGGUAGUGGAAUUGAAAUUUCUCGAUUGCAAAAUUGGGUUGGUAUGACAAUGGCUGGAGUUGGCGGUUUACUUGCUAGUCAAACUUUACUUUUGGCUAAAAGCGGCGUCAAAUUAGUUUCUUCGUCCAUCUCUGAACAUGAGAGUCAAUUUACCGAUAAAUUAAGUUGGUUUAUUCUCUUAUUCCUAAUGUUUACGGCAAUAUUCCAGGUUUUUUGUCUUAAUACCGCUUUGAAAUUACUCGAUACAGUAUUGGUGGUCCCCAUGUUUUAUGGGUUUUAUACUACAAUGGGUCUUGUCAACACAAUGAUUUAUCUUGAUGAAUUAAGUGAGUAUCCUGCUUGGGCACUUUGCCUAAUUGCUGUCGGAAUUGCUGCUUUAGUAUAUGACAGUAAAGGAUCGAAAAAACAUAAAAAGAAACCAUCUGAAUCUGAAGAUGUGUUUGCUAAUUUUGACCAAUGGCUUGCAAGUUGGCGAAAAUGGUUUGCAAGUUGGCGAACUAGAUUUAGCAGAAAUAAGAAUGUUGAU